AUGGUUGCACCACGACAAAACGAAAGUUUCGGCUUGGUGGGCGAACUCGAUGCUGAAGUAGUAUCGGAGUUGAGGGACCGGUUGACAGAAGUCACUAUAAAAUGCUCGGAGCGAUGCUUGUAUCAAUCGGCAAAAUGGGCAGCGGAGCUUCUCGAUUCUCUUCCCGAAGACGACGAUACGUUUGAUGACUCUCCGAUGCAAGACGCGAAUAAUGUCCAGUCAUCGUAUCGACUGUUCUCGACCACUUACGAUGACCCUGAAGAGGCGGCAUUAGAGGCCAAGGAGGCACCGAAAUACCUGUUAGCGAAAGCAUUCUUCGACACCAAAGAGUUUGAUAGAUGCGCGGCGGUCUUUCUACCGCCAGCAAUCCCAGCCGGAGGUCUAGCGAUCUUCGAUAAGCCCAGAAAGCGGACACCUACAUCCACUCCGUCUCGAACGAAAGGGAAAUCAAAAGAGAGUGGUACGACAGCCACUACCAGCCCGUUCCCCCGGCUCAGUCAACGGUCUCUGUUUCUGGCCCUCUAUGCACGGUAUCUUGCUGGAGAGAAGCGCAAAGACGAAGAAAGCGAGAUGGUUCUCGGUCCAGCCGAUGGUGGACAAACGAUCAAUCGGGAGCUUCCCGCAUUGGCAAGAGGACUAGAAGCGUACUUCAAAGUCCGAGAUGCUGCAGAUCCACAACUCAAGCGGUCUCAAGGAUGGCUCGAAUACCUGUACGGUACCGUCCUGGCCAAGUCGAGACAAGAACAACUCGCACAGCAAUGGCUCCUCCGUUCUGUACGACUCAAUCCCUAUCACUGGGGUGCAUGGGAGGAGUUGGCCACGCUUCUCUCGUCGAUUGACGACCUCAAUUCUCAACUCUCCCCUUCCGUCCUCCCUCAGAACCUGAUGAGCAUCAUGUACCAAGCAUACGCCUCUGUUGACCUGUUCUCGACCAGCGACCAAUCCACGACCUUGAACUACCUUCGGAUUCUCCUGAACUACUUUCCGACCUCCACAUUCUUACUCACGCAACUUGCUCUCAGCCAUUAUCACGCCAAAGAAUACGAAUCCUCUGCAUCCAUAUUUCAAGAUUUACUAGUGGCCCACCCUCAUCGUCUUGAUGGGCUCGACCACUACUCCAAUAUCCUGUAUGUGAUGGCGGAUCGACCUAAACUCGCGUUUCUUGCUCAUCUUGCUACCUCUGUCGACAAAUUCCGCCCAGAAACCUGUUGCGUGGUGGGUAAUUAUUACUCUCUUUGCUCACAGCACGAGAAAGCAGUCAUGUACUUCCGACGCGCCCUCACAUUGGACAGAAAUUUUCUGUCGGCGUGGACUUUAAUGGGCCAUGAGUACAUCGAGCUGAAAAACACACAUGCGGCCAUCGAAAGCUAUCGACGUGCUGUAGACGUCAAUCGCAAGGAUUACCGUGCUUGGUAUGGUCUGGGUCAAGCAUACGAGGUCCUCGAUAUGGGCUUUUAUGCUUUGUUUUACUACCAGCGGGCUGCUGGAUUGAGGCCGUAUGACCCCAAGAUGUGGCAAGCAGUCGGGUCCUGCUAUGCGAAAAUGGACCGUCUCGAUCAAGCAAUCAAGGCCCUCAAGCGCGCCCUGGUUGCAGGGACGUAUUUUGAAGAACCAACUUCCGCUCAGUCAAGUUUCAACCCAAGCAGCAGUGUUUCCAGCAACUUGACUUCUAGCACAAAACGUGGCAAAUCCACCUCCCAGACAAAAUCAAACCAGCAGAAAAGUAUUCGCAAACUUCUUGAUCCGGAAACACUGUAUCAAAUCGCUCUUUUGUACGAACGCGUUGGCGGCGAUGAGGGCGAGAAAGAGGCGGUCCAGUACAUGGAACUUUGUGUCGCGCAAGAGACUGGUGGCAGCCACAUGAGUGUUGUAAAGGCAGAGAAGGCACUUCGCAAACGUCAGCAAAAGGAAGACAGAAAAGCUGCAGUUGCGGAGGAACGCCGAACCCGAGUAGCCGAGAUGCGUGCGGACGAUGCAGGCGAUAUGGACAUGGACGCUGGGCAAGGGGCAGUCGGCGCUGACGAUGAUACAGAAAUCAUGUCCCCAUACUCUGCUUCUCCUGCUUCUCCAGGGUCAUCACCAUCACCCUCUGACGGUGAAAACAUGGGCGAAAUGACGGAUGGCGGAGGCGAUGGCUUCGGCACCGGUACCACCGCUACAACCUCCAAAGCUCGCCUAUGGCUUGCCCGUUGGUGUGUGAAAACAGGCGAUCUCGACCGCGCAGAGAGACUGGCGGAGGAGUUAUGUAUGGAUGGGUACGAGGUUGAAGAAGCAAAGGGCCUGGUUCGUGAGGUCAGAGGGAGAAGAGAAGUGGAUGUGAGCGGAGGCGGCGUGGGUUUGGACCUGUUGCAACCGCCAAUGACCUGA
Fonsecaea nubica is the source of this 2367-nucleotide messenger RNA. RefSeq lists its product as hypothetical. Gene Ontology annotation, molecular function: protein binding. The record is from RefSeq and is a predicted model, not a curated record. Gene Ontology annotation, biological process: cell division. The transcript has 2 exons. Gene Ontology annotation, cellular component: anaphase-promoting complex. NCBI's taxonomy places the organism in Eukaryota, Fungi, Ascomycota, Eurotiomycetes, Chaetothyriales, Herpotrichiellaceae. The coding region runs from base 1 to 2367 and encodes 788 amino acids.